AAAAGUGUAUUGGUUGAUGCUGGCAGCGUUGGGUCCACAAUAUAGAGACCUCAUGAGCUUUACACGGGCGAGUGUUAUACUUUGAUCGAAAGUGAUUGGACAAAUUGAAAUUGCUCAAGACUGUCACACCUAAACACCACUGAAACACAAGGAGCUAAGGGGCCAUUGUGUUUUGUUUUUCCCUAUGCCUAUGCCAGCCUAUCAAACUUUCCUUUGGUACUGGGCGCUUGCGGGGCAUCUUCACAGUUCAUACAGUACCAACAGAACAUUGAAUGCCUAAUAGAGAUGAGGCCAAAUUUACCAUGCAGUCCUACUGCUGAAGGCAAACUGGAGUGCCGCUGAUCAGGUGUGCGUGUUGAAGAACAUGGCCCUAAAGUCCUCACGAGAAUCCAAGGAACAGCUAGUAAGCUAAGGUGGACCUACAGAGGGCACGUCCUGUGUCCUUGCUGGACAAGUUUUGAGGGACAAGGCCCAAAAAUGCUGCCCGAUAUUGCCCGAUCAAAGUUGCCAUUUGGCCCGAGGGGGCCCGAAUUGAGGCAUGAAGUGCCAAUUGGAACAGACAACGUCUGGCAAAUGUGCAGGAGCGCAAACUUCGCAGUCAUGAAUCUGCAGGAUGGGUCGGCGGAGCAUUGACCAAGUCCUUUCAAUCACCCACGGCAGUUUUUCAAACAAAUUGGCCGCAGUGGUGUGGGCACAGGCGAAAGCAGGCUCUUUGAAAGCAAGCUGUGUUGACGAAUUGAAAGGUACUUGGCGUAAAUUUGAGAGAAAUGACUUGCAAUGCGUUCUUUGGGCGGUGGGUACUUUGAGAAGUGCCCGAGCACCAUUGCUGGAAGCAAUGGCCCUGCAUUUUGUGCGAGAGCAUUGCCGGGGGGCCACGUCCUGCUGGAUUCGGAUGUUUGUUCUGGUCUUUGAGCAUGAGUGGCUGUUUGAAGAGUGAUCUAGCUUCCGAACUCGAGAGACCAGCUUCCCAAUCGCUUCAAUCCUUGGCUGCUAGAGAUUUGGCAGGCAUCGCUUGGUCUUGCGCUUUCGCACGCCACUCGGGCAGCAGCAGUUUUAUGCAGUUGUUGGGCGGGGUGUGUGAGGCAAGAGUCUGCCAGUUGUCGCCGCGAUAUCUAUCAAAUAUCACGUGGGCCUUUGCCAAGGUUGCGGUUAAAUGGCCAAGGGGAAACAGUUUCAGUUUCUGGAGCAUGGUUGCAGCACAAUUGCAAGAGUAUAAACCACCAGAACUGUCAAGCCUCAUCUGGGCCGCUGCCAACACUUCUGCUCAGCCAUUCAGCAGUUUGCAGUGGACUUUGCUGGAAACUCGCAUUUUGAGCCUUGCUAGCCAUCAUGAGUUGGGCCCGCAAGAGCUGUCAAAUGUGCUUUGGUCUUUUGCCCAUUUGCUAUUCCUACGCGGGCCAACCAACACGCUUUUGUUUGAUGUGGCGGUCGCCAAAUUUGGUGAACUGCGAGAACAACAUGUUGCCAACUUGCUGUGGGCCCUUGCCACCAUGCGGCAUUCCCACCAACCAUUUUUGGACUUGGCCAUGACAGCUCUACCACUUCCUUCCAGAUCCUUUAAGCCUUCUGAAGUGAUGAGCAUAGUGUGGUCGCUUGCAAAGCUGCAUUGCGCAAGUGAAAUGUGUGAGGCGGUUUCAUUUUGCAUUUCUGACGACGGCCUGCAUGAGCUGACAAGUCGAAGUUUUUCCAAUCUUCUUUGGGCCGUUGCUCAUAUGCAGAUGACGGACUUGAUUUCUACACCUGAAGUCAUAGUGGCAACUGCUAGCAGAAUCAGUCCUGUGUGCAAGCCACAAGAGGUCGCUAACAUUGCUUGGGCCUUGGUGAAGCUGAACAUAAGUACAAAGCCAACCAUGCAAGUGCUAGAAGCACAAGCUCAGAGAAUGUUCAACGAUUUCAACCCCCAAAAUGUCACAAAUUUUUGCUGGGCUUUGGCCGCGGAGCACUUGUCCAAUCCGGGUGUGUGGGAGCAAGUGCGAGAAUUUGUUUCAAGAAGGAUCUCAGAAUUCAAAGCACAAGAAGCGGCUAAUUUAUGUUGGUCCUUUGCUGUUGUGAAGCGCAAAAUCGAGUGCUUGGUUGUUGUGGAUGCUUAUUGGUUGAGUGCGGAUUUCGGACAUCAUCCCUCAACUAUUCUAUCAUUAACCUGGGCAUUGCACUACCUCCAAGUCACAGACCCACGACUUGACAUGGCAAAGUCCAUCCUACUGAGUCAUGGAAGACACCUGGAUGGAGAGGCUAAGAAGCAAGAUGCCAUCAUAUCUUUGAUCCAUGAUGGUAGUGGUGACCGAACGAGUCUUGAACCACAUGUUUCUUUGGAUCUUUGGGAUCGUGUGGCAGUUUGUAAGCCGGCUGGAUGGGAAGUCGAGGAGAAACGAAAAGAUUACAACGAUGUGGGACACGUUCGGAGCCUCAGUGUUUUCUUGAGAUGUUCAGUAUCAAAGUCGCCGCCCAUUUGGCUGGAUGACGAUUUCCAUUACGGUUUCAUUCAUCGCUUGGAUGUGCCAGGAUCUGGUUUAGUCUUGGCGGCCAAGACAUACCAAGCUUUCUAUGACCUGCAGUUCCAGCUGCAGUCUGGGCAAAUCUGUCGGGAGUAUCUGGCGCUUUGCCACGGUUGGGCGCCCUGGACCCCGGAGACGGAGACGCACUUGGAGUAUUCCAUCAGCUCUCAGCUGGGUGCCCCAAGCUAUGUGGGCAAAGGCAAACCAUCCAGAACAUCUUUGUUCCUACUAGCUCGAUGUAUCAAACCAGACACAGGUGAUGCUUUGAGCUUGAUGCGCGUGCGUAUUUGGACAGGCCGAACACAUCAGAUCAGAGCCCAUUCAGCUCACGUCGGGCACCCCAUUGUUUGCGAUGGCAAGUACUCCAGUGCGGCAACCUUUCAAAGGGAUUGCACGUGGUGUCCUCGAAAUUUCCUCCACCGACAUCGCCUAGUCUUUUUCAAUAGUGCUGGUGAGCCUUUGGAGAUUACAGAGCGCUUGCCACUUGAUUUACGUGAUGCUCUAUCACAAGUGCAAGCCUGUGCAGACGGUUGGUCAAACGAGUCAUUAGAUUCAUUCCUGAGAAAUGGAACGUGAUGAGUUUUGUUGAACACGAAGCCAAAGCUGUUCAAAGCUGGCUGAUGCUUUGCCAGCGGCAUCUUGGCGUCGUGCCACUUUUGACAGCAGUGCUCGACCCAUUGGUUUGGUCAAAUGAGCAAUGCAUGCUGUUGCGGGCAAAGGUUGCCUUGCUAGAACCUCGUACAAGACACGGCAGCGAGCACUUUGUGCUGGCACCCAGCUGGUGUUACACCGUGCAACAUGCGCAGCCCUACAUAGACUACAGGAGGACAACUGGCUCUUCCGCUGAGACUGCAAGCUGCACACAGCUUGGAUUGCUAGGACCAGAUCCUGUCAGGUUCGGAACCGCUGAGGAAGACGAAGGCUAUUUUGCAAAGUUGGGCCAGUUCAAAUAGCUGAAAGGUCGGGUGAAGAAGAGAACUUUGUUGAUAUUUUGACCAAUGUAAUUCGAGAGGAAAAUUCCUUCUAGCCCUCUGGGCAUGGACUCUUUUUUUGGCAGAUGCUGGAUUCCACCGCUUGAAA
Durusdinium trenchii is the source of this 3575-nucleotide messenger RNA. Lineage: Eukaryota; Dinophyceae; Suessiales; Symbiodiniaceae. The record is from the annotation of a GenBank genome assembly.